AUCAUCAUCAACUUCUUCUUCUCAUCUUUCUGUCGCUUUCUUUUUUAUCCACGAUUCAAUCUUUUCUGAAUAUUUUAAAUCUAUCACUGAUUGUUUUCUUCAUUCUAGGUUUUCUAAAUCAGAUUCCCUACUUUGCUUCUCUCUUCUUCUUCGCAUUGAUUGUACGGACAUAGCGAUCUCUGCUCUCUCUUCUUUUUGAGAAUAUAAAUUAGGGUUAGGGUUUCAUUCAUUUUGUUUCUAGCACUCAAACGUGGAGUAUAGUUCUUGUUAGAUAGUAUGGCACAAACGUCUACAGCAGGCUUUGCUUAUCUCUCCGCUCUUACCCAACAAAUUCAGAAAAAACUCCAAAGCGUCAGAUUCUUUUGUGUCUUCAUUUUCAAUCUAUUGCAUGCUAAGUUGUGGACAUUAGGCUACUUUCAGAUUUAUGUGUCAAUUUGAUAAGUUAAUGUAAAAUGUUUUGUUUUUGCAGGCGAUAGUUUCUCAAGAUCAAAGACUUAACUUGUUGCAAGAACUAUUUGCAGAUAUAGCUCUAGAAGUUGAUAUUCGAGCAUGAGGUGAGUUCUAUGUUGUUUGCUGGGACAGUUUAGGGGUUUUUAUUUUUGUUCAUUGUAAAAUUAAGUUGUAAAAUUGAACAAUAAUACACCUCCUCAAAGUUAUACUAGCCAAGUACUCAUCCUGAGAAUUAUGAAUUUUCACUUGUGCUGGUGUCUGAUUUCCAGCUCUUAAACUUAUAUUAAGCUACGGAAACACGGACAAUGAUAUUAACAACCUAACAUUUGAAGCCUUAGGUCAGUGUUUAGUUAUAUAUCCUCUCCUUUUUAUAUGCGAAUUUCGACUUCCAUUUGAAUCAGUAUUUAGAAAUUUUUGAACUUAGUUACCUGUAGGUCCAAACAUGUAAGACCUAUUUGGUUAGGGUUGUUCUAUGCAAGAAAUUACCUUGGAACCUAUGGAAGGUUCAUUGAAUCAUUAUGUGUACGAAUUACAGUAUAAGUUUCGUGUAUAAGAUUAUUUCUUUUCAAAAUGAUACUGGGAGUGUUCCUAUAUGAAUACAAUGGAACUGCAAACAGAUAUAGUUCUUAACAAGGAUGCAGGGGUGAUUUCUCCACUAGAGGAUGAUAUUGAAACUGAUAACCAUUUGUGCAUUUAUGAUGUGCUCGCUGAUCAUUACGUUAAGGUUCCCGAGAAUGGAAAACCCAUCCUUGAUUUGAUUGUGCAACUCUGGAGUCAGUCAUUUGCAUCUCACAUAUUUUCCCUCCUUUUCCAUAAAUGGCUGUUCGAAGUUGAAAUUGAACAUACAGAAGUCCGCCUUUGUUCUUCAUCUGCUCUUGUAGAAGGUGCUUCAAAUGUCUUUUGGAUUGACAUCCAGACAAAUAAGAGGCGUUUCUUCUCUUUGUUCUAUCAUCUUCCUGAGGAUGUUGCACUGGUCCCCAAACGUCUAAGCAAAAUUCUGGUGCAGGCUCAACGAGAUUUGUAUCUUCUACUAUCCAGGUUUAUAUUCUUUUACAACUUAGUAUGCAGAUGCAGGCUCGAAACAUUUUUGAACCAUUAUCAAGUUUUCCCCAAUGCUUUUCUGGUUGGUGGUCGCGCAGAUUUUUUCGUUAUUGAGCUAACUGAUCAGGUCAGUAGGUACCCGCGUCAUCUCAUAAGCAUGUUCUUUAGCAUCUCAUAAGCAUUAAAGCAUGGUAUUGGCCUUCUUCCUGCUGGAAUUUUAUAUUAGAAUGCAUUACAGCUUAUUCUCUAUUGAGGUAUGUCUUCUCUGGUUGGGAGAAGCUGAGGAGACCAAAGAGGCAAAGACCACAUAGAAAGCAAUUUAAUCUUUCCGAGAUGUAUAGAACAUGCCUUCAUUUUUUGAAUGGCCACAACAUGCGUGAUACCUCCAUGAUGUAUUUCUUGUGUAUGUUUUAUGUUUCGCUUAUCCUUGUGAUGUAUUUCUAGAUAUAUCCGUGAGCUUCCUGGUAACCUGACUAUGAGAGACGAUUCUGGGUUAUUUUGCAAAUUGUUUGAAAUACUGUUGUUCUUGUGUACUGGUUACAUAACUGAAAGGCAAGGCCCAGUUGGUUCUAUGCUAUAGAGUA
Molecule: messenger RNA, 2075 nt
Organism: Papaver somniferum (opium poppy)
Lineage: Eukaryota; Viridiplantae; Streptophyta; Magnoliopsida; Ranunculales; Papaveraceae
Exons: 7
Coding region: 1043-1669 (208 amino acids)
Source: RefSeq, a predicted model, not a curated record